Messenger RNA from Colletotrichum chrysophilum, 1395 nucleotides. RefSeq lists its product as uncharacterized. The transcript is spliced from 2 exons. Gene Ontology annotation, molecular function: nucleotide binding. Lineage: Eukaryota; Fungi; Ascomycota; Sordariomycetes; Glomerellales; Glomerellaceae. The record is from RefSeq and is a predicted model, not a curated record. Bases 1 to 1395 code for a protein of 464 amino acids.
AUGACAAGCCUUUCAACAAAACUCGCCGACCUCGAAAAGGCUGGAAAGCCAGUUCAGGUCGGCAUCAUUGGCGCUGGCAAGUUCGGGUCCAUGUACAUCUCUCAGUCCCACCGCACGCCUGGAGUUCACUUGGCUGCCAUUGCGGAUCUUUCUUCUGACCGAGCUCUUGCUUCUCUGAAGCGCACUGGCUAUCCCGAGGGCAAGUUUGACGCGACCGCUUCGCUGAGCAUUUCCGAAGCUAUUGCUGCAGGAAAAACAGCCAUUACGACAGACUCAGCAACACUGAUUGCCACCCCGGAAAUUGACGUCGUGCUAGAAGUCACCGGAAACCCUGCAGCAGGCAUCCGUCACGCUCUCCUCUGCUGUGAGCACAAGAAGCACAUCGUCAUGAUCAACGUUGAAGCCGAUGUUCUGGCUGGGCCUUUGCUGGCACGGAAGGCGAGGGAGGCUGGCAUCAUCUACUCAAUGGCAUACGGAGACCAGCCGGCACUCAUUGCUGAGAUGGUGGACUGGGCCAAGACGGCUGGCUUCGAAGUCGUGUGCGCAGGCAAGGGAACCAAGCAUUUGCCCGACUACCACUACUCCACGCCGGAUACUGUGUGGAACCAUUACGGAUUCACCAAAAAGCAGCUUGCCGGGGGCGACUUCAACCCGCAAAUGUUCAACAGUUUCCUUGAUGGGACUAAGAGUGCUUUGGAGAUGGCUGCCGUCGCCAACGGUUGUGACCUAAGCCCUCCUUCAGAUGGGCUGAGGUUCCCUCCCUGUGGCGUGUGGGACCUCCCUACGGUGCUGAAGCCCACCAGCGAAGGAGGCCAACUCGAGAAGAAUGGCACCGUGGAAGCUGUGUCUUGCAUGGAAAAGGACGGUCGAUGGGUGUUCAACGAUCUGAGAUGGGGUGUUUACGUGAUUAUCAAAGCACCUGGAGAAUACCAGAGGGAAUGCUUCAAGCAAUAUGGCCUGAAGACAGACCCUUCUGGCUGGUAUGCCGCUCAGUACAAGCCCUACCAUCUUAUUGGUCUGGAACUUGGCGUCUCAGUCGCGACAAUAAUGGUUCGCGGCGAACCAACCGGCCAGACUAAGACGUGGGCGGGAGAUGUUGUUGCCACAGCGAAGCGUGAUCUCAAGGCAGGCGAGAAAUUGGAUGGCGAAGGUGGCUUCACUGUGUACGGAAAGCUUACCACUGCCGAGAACUCUAUGGCCAUUGAGGGCUUGCCUAUUGGCUUGGCCCAUGGUUUUGUUCUCAAGCGCGAUGUGAAGAAGGACCAGGGACUGAGUUGGCAGGACGUCGAGUACAGCGAAAAGGCACAGGCUGUGGCCUUCAGGAAAGAGAUGGAGGCCGUCUUCAAGAAGGAGUUCUUGGCUGGCAAAGCCAACGGUGUGAAUGGAACACACUAG